This is a messenger RNA of Acanthosepion pharaonis, 1404 nucleotides long. The record is from the annotation of a GenBank genome assembly. NCBI's taxonomy places the organism in Eukaryota, Metazoa, Mollusca, Cephalopoda, Sepiida, Sepiidae.
AUGUCUAUUUUUACUCCUACUAACCAGAAACGUCUGACUAAUGUUGCUGUGGUCAGACUUAAAAAGGGUGGUAAACGAUUCGAAAUCGCAUGCUAUCCAAAUAAAGUAAUGUCUUGGAGGAAUAAAGUAGAAAAAGAUAUUGAUGAAGUCCUCCAGACCCACACAGUGUUUAUGAACGUCUCCAAAGGACAGGUUGCCAAAGCUGAGGAUUUGAAGAGAGCUUUUGGUACAGAAGACCAAAAUCAAAUAUGUUUACAAAUUUUAGCCAAAGGAGAACAGCAAGUUUCAGAAAAAGAAAGACAUACGCAACUGGAAUCAAUGUACAGAGAUAUUGCUACCAUUGUUGCAGACAAGUGUGUAAAUCCUGAAAAUAACCGCCCACAUCCAGUCACUCUCAUUGAGAAAGCAAUGAAAGAUCUGCACAUCUCUGUAAAACCAAAUAAAAACACCAAACAACAGGCAUUGGAUGUCAUCAGGCAACUUAAAGAGUCAGAUGCUAUUAAAAUACAGAGAGCCCAAAUGAGGUUAAGAGUAAGAAUACCAGGAAAAGAAGCAAAGAAGUUGAAAGACAAAAUUAAGAAGUUGAGUAUGAAAUUAGAACAUGAAGAUUUUGAUGAUGAACUGGAAAUGAUGUCUUUUUCAUUUUCUUCUUUCUUUUUUCAUUUUCUUCUUUCAUUUUUUCAUUAUUUUUUCUUUUUUUGUCAUUUUUUAUCUUUUUCUUGUCAUUUUUUGUUAUUUUCUCUUUUUUCUCAUUGUUUUUCUCUUUUUCUACAUUUUUCUUUUUUUCUUUUCUUUUUUUUCUUUUCUUCUUUUUUUCUUUUCUUCUUUUUUUCUUUUCUUCUUUUUUUCUUUUCUUUUUUUUCUUUUCUUUUUUUUUUUUUUUUUCUUUUCUUUUUUUCUUUUCUUUUCUUCUUUUUUUCUUUUCUUUUUUCUUUUCUUUUCUUUUUUUCUUUUUUUCUUUUCUUCUUUUUUUCUUUUCUUCUUUUCUUCUUUUCUUCUUUUUUUCCUUUCUUCUUUUUUUCCUUUCUUCUUUUUUUCCUUUCUUCUUUUUUUCCUUUCUUCUUUUUUUCCUUUCUUCUUUUUUUCCUUUCUUCUUUUUUUCUUUUCUUCUUUUUUCUUUUCUUCUUUUUUCUUUUCUUCUUUUUUCUUUUCUUCUUUUUUUUUUUUCUUCUUUUUCUUUUCUUCUUUUUUCUUUUCUUCUUUUUUCUUUUCUUCUUUUUUUCUUUUCUUCUUUUUUCUUUUCUUCUUUUUUCUUUUCUUCUUUUUUCUUUUCUUCUUUUUUUCUUUUCUUCUUUUUUUCUUUUCUUCUUUUUUUCUUUUCUUCUUUUUAGUUGGGAACUUUCCAUCACUCCUUUGUACAAUAAAUGUCACUCAGGAAUUUGCAUAAGUCGUAAUAAAAAGUAA